UUUGUUUGUUCGUCGUAUUCAACAAUGCUCAAAUAAAGAAAGUGUAGUGCAUUAAAAAUGGACCCCAUCAUUUGUCUGCAACUAUGUCUAUUGAUAAUUUUGCCAGCGACAAUCAUUUAUACUUUUCCAACUGAUAACAGAAUUUAUAAUCCAGAUGAAUUUGAGGAGAUAAAAAAGGCUGCCACUAAAAUCAUUAUCGUUGAUAGAUUCUUAUUGAAUCUGCCUUGCAAAGGCGGCUAUCGUAGAUUCAACGGCGCGUGCCUAGAAGCUUGGUAGACUACAAUAGUAUUUUAGUCCAAUAAAUCAAUAAUUAUUCUUAAACUUAAAUAAAACGCAAAUUAUGUUAAAUAAAAUAUUUUUAUUUUUUUCUAGCCAAAAAUAUAUCUUCAAUGAUCCAAAGCAGAUUUUUGUUUGACGCACCCUGUUUGACUGGUUAUGUGAAAAUUGGCAACGGUUGUAUCAGGAUUGCACAUCCAAAAUUUUAGUCAAAUGUUUAUAAUAUUGUGAAUAAAUAUGUGCGUAUUAGUGUGGCAAUCUUUCUUCUGCAACCAAAACUAAACAAAAAGCAAAUAACCAACAAUUAUUAUUAACUAUUUAAAUCCUCACCUAAAUUCUUUUCGGUAGUGGUUCCAUUUCUUUGGUAAGGUUUAUCAAGACAAGGAUCAGAGCCUUCGUCAUGGUCAUGGGAUUUCACCAACUCUUUCACCUAUUCAAACCAUCACAAAAUAAGCCUUUAAAACAAAUAAAAAAUUACCUUAUGGAAAGCACAAUGGCUCUCGUCGUAGACUACAUGCCAUCCAUGCUCCACGCCUUUUUUGAUUUUGUCCCACGUGGUUGGUUCUUCUGUCGUUGAAUCUGAUGGUCUUCCUUGUACAUUAAUGAUGACAAUCAAGCACAAAAAAAGUACUAAUUUCCUUGAUGAGUACAUACUUAGUUUGUUGUGGUCUGUGUGCAAAUUGUUUACUAAAUAAAAUGCUUUGUUUAAAC
Ceutorhynchus assimilis (cabbage seed weevil) is the source of this 987-nucleotide messenger RNA. The record is from the annotation of a GenBank genome assembly. Lineage: Eukaryota; Metazoa; Arthropoda; Insecta; Coleoptera; Curculionidae.